GGGUUAGGGGGCGGGGGGAGCGGAUGGUUCGGCCCGCGGCGUGUCGAAGGCUGCUGGCCGCUCGGCGCCUUCAGACAAAGCUCAGCGAGCAGCUAACAUGCUAGCAGGCUAACUGCACGGAGCGGGAACAUCCGCAAAGAUUCGGGUACCGACCCAACAGCCUCGGUCACAAAGACCUCCUUGACCCACAACUCGUCCGUGUAGUUCCCCCCACGGUCGCUCCUUCCCCGUCCGCCCCCCGUGGAGCAGUCCGUAGCCCUCCGGUCGUGCAAUGGGAGUUGGUCUCCUCGGGGGAUCCUCUGAGCUGAACCACCAACACCUGCAGCUCCUGAACUGAUCACACCUGAGCGGCCCUCCCCCCCCUCCCCCCCACACACACCUGAGGAGCCACGUUUCUCACCUUCAGGUCAGGCGCUGCAGUCCCGCGGGACAUUGCCGCGUCCCUCGUCCACCAUGUCGGACGCCCCCGAGGCUGCGCCCGCCAGCCCCCCCACCAUCACCAACCCGCCCCCCCCUGAGGUGUCCAACCCCAACAAGCCUGGCAGGAAGACCAACCAGCUGCAGUACAUGCAGAACGUGGUGGUGAAGACGCUGUGGAAGCAUCAGUUCGCCUGGCCCUUCUACCAGCCAGUCGACGCCAUCAAGCUGUGUCUUUGGGACUACCACAAGGUGAUCAAGAACCCCAUGGACAUGGGAACCAUCAAGAAACGGCUGGAGAACAACUAUUACUGGAGCGCCAGCGAGGCCAUGCAGGACUUCAACACCAUGUUUACCAACUGUUACAUCUACAACAAGCCGACGGACGACAUCGUUCUCAUGGCUCAGGCUCUGGAGAAGAUCUUCCUGCAGAAAGUUGCCCAGAUGCCGCAGGAGGAAGUCGCUCUGCUGCCGCCGGCCCCCAAAGGGAAGAACAAGAGCAAGCAGCCGGCCGCCACCACAGUGAGCCAGCAGGCGGAGUCUUCGGCCUCGCCCCCGGCCUCCUACCCCUCCCCCUCGCCGUCUCAGACGCCCGUCAUCUCCACCACGCCCACACCUGUGCCCGCCACGCCGCCGGUGUCCGCCCCGCAGCCGCCGGCGGCCAUGAUGCCGUCGGCGCAGCCCGUGGUCAAGCAGAAAAAGGGCGUGAAGAGGAAAGCUGACACCACCACUCCCACCACGUCCGCCAUCUCCGCCGGCCGCGCCGACUCCCCGUCCGCUCCGGACGCCAAGCCGGCCAAGCUGGCCUCGUCUCGCAGAGAAGCCGCCGCCCGUCCCGCCAAGGCCCGGCGUGAGACGGUGGAGGAGGUGGCGGGAGGCGACGUGGCCGUAGGCGCGGUGGGGGCCGGCGUCAGGAAGGGCGGCGGCAAGCUGGGCGAGCAGAUGAAGCACUGCGACGCCAUCCUGAAGGAGAUGCUGUCGAAGAAGCACGCCGCCUACGCCUGGCCCUUCUACAAGCCCGUGGACGCCGAGGCGCUGGAGCUGCACGACUACCACGACAUCAUCAAGCACCCCAUGGACCUGAGCACCGUGCGGAAAAAAAUGGAUAAAGGCGAGUACAGCGACCCGCAGAGCUUCGCCACCGACGUCAGGUUAAUGUUCUCCAACUGCUACAAGUACAACCCUCCGGACCACGAGGUGGUGGCCAUGGCCCGCAAACUGCAGGACGUGUUUGAGAUGCGUUUCGCUAAGAUCCCAGACGAGGGCCUGGAGGUCUCUGUCCCUUCCACCACCCCAGUGGUCAGCAAAAGCACCGCCUCCUCCGACAGCAGCAACAACUCCUCCUCCGACGAAUCAUCCGACUCCGAGGAGGAGCGGGCCACGCGGUUGGCUGAGCUACAGGAGCAGGUUGGUGCUGCCGACCAAUCACAGCUGAAGGCUGUGCACGAGCAGCUGGCCGUCCUGUCGCAGGCGCCCGUCAGCAAGCCAAAGAAGAAGAAAGAGAAGAAGGACAAAGAGAAAAAGAAGGACAAGGACAAAGGGAACAAAGCCAAGAUAGAAGAAGACAAGAAGCCCAAGACCAGCGCCCAGCAACCCAAGCCAGCCAAUCAGAAGAAGGCGCCGGCCAGGAAAGCCAACAGCACGGUGACGGCCACCAGGCAACCGAAGAAGGCCAGCAAGACGUCGGGCGGCGGCUCGGCCAACGGCGACGACGGCGAGGAGUCGUCUCUGCCGAUGUCGUACGACGAGAAGCGGCAGCUGAGCCUGGACAUCAACCGGCUGCCGGGGGAGAAGCUGGGCCGCGUCGUCCACAUCAUCCAGUCCAGGGAGCCGUCGCUGAGGGACUCCAACCCCGACGAGAUCGAGAUCGACUUCGAGACGCUCAAGCCCUCCACGCUGCGCGAGCUGGAGCGCUACGUCAAGUCCUGCCUGCAGAAGAAGCAGAAGAAGCUGCUGCAAAAGGCAGCUGGAGGCGGGGCCUCAGGGGGCGGGGCCAGUCGCUUGAGUGGCAGCUCCUCUUCCUCCUCUGACGACAGCUCCUCGACAGGAACCUCCUCUUCCUCCGACACAGACUGAAAGCGCACGGUUGAGCAUCGCCGGAUGCAGACAGACAGACAGGACUGCUCUCACACUCACACACACAGACUGACCUGCAGACCGGAUGUACAUAGGCUGACCUGCUUUAGCUCCCUAGUCUUCCUCUUCCUCUGUUCCUGGACACGCGCCGAGGAAGAGGAGGCCGACGUCUGUCCGUCUGAGGACGUCCGAGCUUCGCUGCCGGAGGAGAACCUCUCCUCCUCUUCCUCGCGGACGGCCCGGCGGCGAGCCCUGACCUCUGAACACAUUCCAGAAUCAUCCUCGGAGCAUCAUGGGAGGACGAGCAGCUGGACGGGAAGAACCCGCUGGUUCUGUGGUCCCGAGGAAGAGGAGGAGGAGGAGGAAGAGGAGGAGCUCGGCGCGGAGCUGUUGCAGAGGGACGAUCCCAUUGGCUGCCUCGGUUUGAUGUCACAACUUGUAGAAGACAAAUCAGCGACGGGUUGAGAAGCGCAGCAGAACCGUGGUUCUGGCGGUCCAGCAGGCGGCGCUGUGGGACGGGGAGGUGGAGCUUGUCUCUCUGCAACACGUUCCUUUUUAUUCCUGAAACUUUUUAAGGUUCUCCAGAACAGAACCAGGAUCCAGUUUGUCUUCUGCCCUCUUGCGGGGGCCUGCGACCAGAACCCCGCCCCGCCCCCCCCCCGUGGUCAGUUUCCGGGUCGCGGUACCAGGCGGCGCCGAGACAAACUGCCUCCUAACACUACAUUUCCUUUUCUCUGCUGUUUGAGUUUGCGGGUCGUGUGCUGAACUCGUUUGUGUCUUCUGAAGUUCUCCAUAUAAAGAUGUUUGUCCCGCGGUUCUGUCCGAACUCUGAUCCCGCCCCCCCUCCCCCGCCCGCCGCCCACCCUGAGGGGAGCAGGAGACCCGGCCCGACAGGGGUUUCCAGAGGCUGAAGCCACAGAGGUUCUGUUGGGUUCUGCUCCCGCCUGAGGAGGUUUUUAGUGUUUUUUAAAGCAGGAAGUGCUCAGAAUGAGGAGACGGAUCCGACGGGAGACUCCGGUACCACCAAGAUCAGCGGGUUCUGUGCUGGUUCUGGUGUCUGCAGCUGCUCUGGGGGAAACGGACCGUCUGUGGUUCUGAUCUGUAAUUGGUUUUGGUCCCGGCUCACAGGUAGAGAGGUGUGGGCCUACCUGCUCUUGGAUCAGAACCUUGUUUGGUCUGAGGAAGAAUCGGCGCCACCUGCUGGAACCGGGACAGAACCGGGCCGGCGUUCCUCUGGGGUUUUUGCCUUUCAGGCGUCUAAUCUUAACGGCAGUCUCUGAUUGGCCGAAGCCGAGGCCCGCCCGCCCCCGUUAACCGAUGAACAGCGUAUCUGCCGCCCUGUGGCGCCCCCUGGAGGUCAUCUGUGUACAGACAGUUCAGUUGAACUCUUCCUCUUUGAAUUUAAGUGUUUUUAUUCAUUUGUACUUUUUUAAAAAAUAUUGAACCAAAGUUCACAGCCUUCCUGGGCGUGUGGGGUCGCCACGGAUCAGCAGCGGCUCCCCUCGGCGUGACGGACGGCGCGUUGCCACAGUGACCCUUCCUGUUUGGCUUUAGUUGAUGGUGGAGCUUUGAUGCUGAUAGUUAAUUUUUGUAUUUUAUAAGAAAAGGAUAAAAGUGAUUUUAUGUAUCUGCAUGCACUCCGGCCGUACGUUCUUUCUUCUGUAUGUUUGAGCACUGUAUAGUAGCUGUAAGUAGCUGUGUGAUAGAUGGAGCUCCGCUCGCUAGAGUCGAGACCAGCGCAGAGGACGAACCGACAACCAUCAAGUGGAUUAUUUGAUGUAAUUACUCAAACAGGAUCCUUAUUUUCUGACUUCAUUUGUUUUCAUAAAUAAACACAUAAACUGAC
Molecule: messenger RNA, 4339 nt
Organism: Fundulus heteroclitus (mummichog)
Lineage: Eukaryota; Metazoa; Chordata; Actinopteri; Cyprinodontiformes; Fundulidae
Product: bromodomain-containing protein 3
Exons: 12
Coding region: 454-2493 (679 amino acids)
Biological process (GO): chromatin remodeling; regulation of DNA-templated transcription
Cellular component (GO): chromatin; nucleus
Source: RefSeq, a predicted model, not a curated record